Aspergillus ochraceoroseus IBT 24754 is the source of this 1806-nucleotide messenger RNA. Its product is annotated as phosphate transporter. Gene Ontology annotation, molecular function: transmembrane transporter activity. The transcript has 5 exons. NCBI's taxonomy places the organism in Eukaryota, Fungi, Ascomycota, Eurotiomycetes, Eurotiales, Aspergillaceae. Gene Ontology annotation, cellular component: membrane. The record is from RefSeq and is a predicted model, not a curated record. The coding region runs from base 1 to 1806 and encodes 601 amino acids. Gene Ontology annotation, biological process: transmembrane transport.
AUGAGUAAAUUCCGCUCUCGGUUGUACAAAACCGAUCGAGCUCGCGAUUUCGAGCAUGAGCAGGAUCGCCAUGUUCGUAUGCGACAGAUCUACGAGACCAUCGACCGUCAGUCUUAUCAAUGGGUUGUUGUCUUGGUGGCCGGCGUCGGUUUCUUCCUCGAUGGAUAUACGCUGUUCGCAAGUAAUAUCGCCCUCCCGAUGAUCGCUUACGUCUAUUGGCGUGAUGAUAACUCCUCCAUGCGAAUUACUUGUAUCAAUAUCGCUACACUCGCUGGCACCCUCCUGGGUCAGGUCCUGUUCGGGUACCUGGCCGAUCGAAACGGACGCAAAAAGAUGUAUGGUGUGGAACUGGCACUGCUGAUCACCUCAACGUUGGGUGUUUCGAUGUCCUCGAAUGGCCAACAUAAUAGCAUGAAUGUCUUUGCCUGGCUGAUCUGGUGGAGAAUCAUUGUUGGAAUCGGCGUUGGAGCUGAUUAUCCCCUCAGUGCUGUCAUUACUUCUGAAUUCGCUCCAACAAGGCAUCGUGCACGCAUGAUCGCCUCCGUCUUUUUCAUGCAGCCUCUCGGGCAGAUUGCUGGAAACCUAGUGUCGCUCAUUGUCGUAGCUGCCAGUCGCAAGCAGGGAUACGAGGAUCUCACUCGCACCGUCGACGUAAUGUGGAGAUGGGUCGUUGGAAUCGGAGUCGUGCCGGGUGUCAUCGCAACUGUUUUCCGUUUCAUCAUCCCUGAAAGUCCGCGGUUCCUUCUGGAGAUCGAAGACGACCCGGUCCAGGCUGAAUUCGACGCCACAACCCUCUUCGCUGAACCCAACAUCCCUGAUUUUGAAGAAGCCGGCACCACAACCCCCGCCUGGAAUGAACUCACCCUCCCCGCACCUAUCAUCCCCGGUGGUUCCAUCGCACUCACCAACUGCCACUCCCUCGAAGAAAGCGAACGCUGCCCUUCACAAACUGAAAUUCUACAACCCGCCACCCUCAACUCUCACUGGCGCCUCACCCGCCAAGACAUCAUCCAAUACUUUUGGACAGAAGGCAACUGGCGCACUCUCGCUGCCACCUCCAUCUCCUGGCUCCUCCUCGAUUUUGGAUUCUAUGGCAUCGGCCUCUCCAGUCCCCAGUUCCUCGCCAAAACCUGGGGAGACCUGAACAUCCAUGGCUCCUCGCCCCCAUGGCAAACAGACGACACCGGUCACACCUCCGUCUACAAAAUGUUUCUUAACACUUCAACGCACGCCCUCAUAAUUCUCAACACAGGUAGUUUCAUCGGCGGCAUUCUCCUCCUUCUCUUUAUCCACCGCUUGGACCGCGUCGGUCUCCAGAAAUACAGCUUCCUCGCCCUCGCCGCUCAUUUUAUCGCGCUUGGCACCAUGUUCAUUACUGUCCACCAAGAAGGCCCCGUCGCAGUCGUUCUCUACAUCAUUGGCCAGGCGCUCUUCAACUUUGGCCCCAAUGCAACAACAUACAUAAUCCCCGCAGAAAUCUUCCCCACUCGCUACCGCGCCACCUGUCACGGAAUUAGCGCCGCCGCGGGAAAACUCGGCUCUAUCCUCAUCCAGGUCUUCUCCGCAUAUUACAAAUUCGGCUCCGGGCCUGGUGACCAGCAAACCAUCCGCCACGGCUGGAUGCUAAUCGUUUUCAGCGCGUGCAUGAUUCUCGGUGCCGCAGUAACGCACUUCUGGAUUCCGCCUGUGCAGCGCCAGAACGGAAAGGGGAAACUCUGGGGUGGGAAGACCGAAACGCUGGAAACGUUAGGAUUGGGGAGGCAUGGGUGGAAGAGUCGAUAUGCGGUUGGAGUUAGGAGGUCAUAG